Molecule: messenger RNA, 2376 nt
Organism: Ceratina calcarata
Lineage: Eukaryota; Metazoa; Arthropoda; Insecta; Hymenoptera; Apidae
Product: serine proteinase stubble
Exons: 10
Coding region: 491-2032 (513 amino acids)
Biological process (GO): proteolysis
Molecular function (GO): serine-type endopeptidase activity
Source: RefSeq, a predicted model, not a curated record
CCUACCGUCGUGUGGAUCUUUCCUCGUCGUAGAGAAAGAUCCUAAGGCCGAGUGCGAUCCGAGUGUCCACUGAGGCGGCCGGGAAAACGGAGGGAAAUCGGGUGAAUCGACGAUACUCACGAGGAACCGUCGAUUGGAUCUCUGCAACUGCUGCGUUGGAUAAAACUGAAAUUAAGAUCGGAAGUAAAUCUUGUUGCCGUUGGAACGAAGCGUUUCGAUCUCGGAGGUUCAAUGGGAAGAUGAGGAGUGGCACGAUGGGGCGAUGUAAUUGACUUGAUGAGGGAAGGAAUAUUUAGUGAGGAUCGUGGUAAGGGACGUUCUGAAACCUACUAUUCGUUGUGUUAUGGUGGUGAGGACUGUUCAGGACAGACGCGGUAGAAAAAGAGGAAGAAGAAGAGGCCGCGAGGGUGGUAGGAUUUCUCUCUGAAGAUAAGAAGAAUUCAAAGUGACAAUUUCCGGACAACAAUUCGAUUCUGCAUAUCAGAAAACGAUGGGUGUAGCAAGGCCGUGCCAAUGGUUGCUCAUGGGAAUAGUCCUCGUGAUCUCCUCGAACCGUGCCACCAGUCAGCAAGAGCCAGGAGCGAGUCUAGACAAAUUCGAUUCAACGCUCAGUCCCGUAUACGUCGAGACGAGAAGCAACGGUAGUCGAACCGAUGUUCCAUUAAAUCUGGUUCGAAAACGUCGAUAUGUUCGAUUUCCAACCGGCCCAGCUGGCUACAUGUUCGAGGGUGGUGGCCCUCCGAUUGGGAGGAACAUCGGCGUGCCACCCAGUGUACGAUACCCCAACUGGAGACAGCAUAAGGCUCUGUGGAGAAGUCCCAUGGCCGAUUUCAACACAAGACCUGUGAUGGGCCAUCGCACCCCACGAUUGAUAUUCCGCGAUAACGAUUUUCCACCCCCGGUGGCCGGCAGCGCGGCCUCCUUUUUCCAGCAGUCCAACCAUUUACCGGAUUUCGAAGACGAGAUCAGAGAUCAUCGAAAGCAAGCGCUCGACGACUAUCCCAGGUUAGAGUCAGAACCGCGUCAGCAAAGUAGACCGCUGUGGAAGGGUGACGAUACGUUGUGCGGUGACGGACGAAGCUGCGAAUUUUUUCUUAUGUGCUGGAUGUCCGCUGGCCUACUGGACGGCAGUUGCGGCGGCAUCAUGUUCGCUUGUUGUCAGCGACGCGAGCCGAAAGGUAGCCACGAUUUUAACCUGAUCGAGGCGCCUAGAGAUCAGUCUCAGCCGCUUCCGUUGGAUACUUACACGGAUACAGCCAAUGACGACCGCUGCGGGAUUCCCGCCUCGAAGCAAACCGCGCAGAGGAGAAUCGUCGGCGGGGACGACGCAGGCUUCGGCAGCUUCCCUUGGCAGGCGUAUAUACGGAUCGGGUCCAGCAGAUGCGGCGGCACUCUUGUUAAUCGAUUUCACGUAGUCACUGCAGGCCAUUGCGUAGCCAAGGCGACUGCUCGCCAAGUCCAAGUCACGUUAGGAGACUACGUAGUGAACUCCGCCAGUGAAUCACUGCCAGCGUAUACUUUCGGCGUCCGAGAGAUUCGCGUUCAUCCCUACUUCAAAUUCACACCCCAAGCCGACAGGUUUGACGUGGCUGUCCUCCGGUUGGAUAGGCCGGUCCAUUACAUGCCUCACAUAGCUCCAAUCUGUCUGCCUGAGAAGAAUGACGAUUUCCUCGGACAGUACGGCUGGGCUGCUGGAUGGGGCGCGUUGCAGGCCGGAUCAAGGCUGCGCCCGAAGACUCUCCAAGCGGUGGACGUGCCUGUGAUAGACAAUCGAGUCUGCGAGAGAUGGCACCGAUCGAACGGAAUCAACGUCGUCAUCUACGACGAAAUGAUGUGCGCCGGUUACCGCGGCGGUGGCAAGGACUCCUGUCAAGGCGACAGCGGUGGACCACUGAUGCUGGAGAAGACAGGAAGGUGGUACCUAAUAGGCAUCGUGUCAGCAGGCUAUUCCUGUGCGCAACCGGGCCAACCGGGGAUCUACCAUCGCGUGGCUAAGACCGUCGACUGGAUAACAUACGUCAUCAAUUCCUAGCCAGGAGUCAACGAAUGAAUUGACGGUGAAACGAAAAACAAAGAAACUUUGCAUGAAACAAAGUUUACCGACGGUGAUCGAACGAUGAUCUGACACUGUGCAAUCGUACGUGUAUCGACGUGAAAAGUGAUAUGAAAUCAGGGACAGAGUCGUUACGAUUGGAAGAGUCUGAACAGUCGCCAAGCGUGUUGAUUUUUUAGUGCAAUUAUAUAUUUUUCUAACGAGAGGGGGGAAAGAUUGUAACGUUUGACUCUGCUUCUCGAAUUUGAAGUGUGACGAGAACACGAAUUUAUUUCGUACAUAAAGUGCGUGUGAUAUUCGUCUUAAUAAACGUUUCACUUCUA